Messenger RNA from Fusarium odoratissimum NRRL 54006, 912 nucleotides. RefSeq lists its product as uncharacterized. NCBI's taxonomy places the organism in Eukaryota, Fungi, Ascomycota, Sordariomycetes, Hypocreales, Nectriaceae. The record is from RefSeq and is a predicted model, not a curated record. The transcript has a single exon. The coding region runs from base 442 to 855 and encodes 137 amino acids.
CUCGGUUUCCGUGAUGUGGACCAAGGACUUCGAUCAGAUGUCGAUAAUAUUUUUAACAUUGGUUCUAUGUGUAAAGGGUUUACAGUACUAGCCAUUGCUUGUCUGGUUACGGAUGGGGAGGUUCACUGGGAUGACCGUGCUGAUACUUUUCUCGUCGACCUUUGUUACACCAACGUUGGUAAUUCUACCAUUCGGGACUUGCUUAGCCAUCGGAUCGGCCUUUUUAGUUCGGAUGCACUCUUCAUUGGACCAAAUAAUUAGCUGCUCCUGUCCAAAACCCAAGGCACCACCUUACUUGCGUGACUCGAUAUAAGCCGCCCACCACGUCAAGACUUCAUUUACAACAACUUUGGUUAUCAUGCGGUGGGGUGUAUCAUUGAGAAAAUCUCAGGCAUAAGCUAUGGUGAAUUUCUCGCCAAUCGUAUCCUCAAGCCUUUGAAUAUGACUUGGACAUUUACAGAGCAACCUUCAAGGAUGGAUGGGAACAUCUCAGUAGCUUAUCUUGCCUACCACGAUUUGAAGCUACGCGAGGUUCCCAGUCCUCGUAUCUCAAGUGAUACCGUUGCGUUUUCCGCAGGCGGCAUUCGAAGUUGUAUGCGGGAUCUCCUUGUGUUUUAUGGUUCUCUUCUACGAGCAAUUGCUACAUCGACCAGGAUUGAGGAGCACAGCAUUAAUGUUGAAGAGCUUCGUACUAUCUUUGACGCUUCUAUUCCUCUCAAGGCCUCCAAGGCUCUUCGCGAGCAGUCCUACGGUAUGGGCUGGGGGAGCACCCAGCUCCCGAACCAAGUCAGUGAGAUCACCAGCAACUCGGGAAUAUUAGACACAUAUCCUACAAUUGGAGGCUUGGUCAACUGACCUUUUUUACUUCACCACGCCGGCAAUAAUACUGGCUGCUCUUCCACAGUAUACCUG